AUGAUAGAUAUUUUUGCCGCUCUACAUUACUCGGAAGAGAGGCAAGUGACCUUUGCGGUUUUUCAACUUGAAGGUGCCGCUCGCUCAUGGUGGAAUAUUAUCCGGACGAAGUGGGACCGAGAACAGACACCAAGGACCUGGAUGAAUUUUGUACGGGAAUUCAAUGCCAAGUACUUUCCGCCGCUGGUUCAAGAGAAGAAAGAGGACGAAUUUAUUCGUCUACGCCAAGGAACGCAAUCGAAGGAUUUGGCCGUUGCCCAAAUCACUACUUUUAGUGAUGCCGUUGAGAAGGCAUUACGAUCCGAGAACGCUAGGCUCCAGGUGAGGAACUUCCAAAAUCGAAAGCGUGGAGCUGCUGGAAGUACCUCAACUCAAGGUGAUAAGAGUGCCCCUUCCCCUCCUAAGUUUGGACGGGGAGCUGGAUGGGGACGAUUUACGAGUCCGGCUCGAGGGGCUCCUUCUCGAGGAAGCCAACCAGGGCGAGGGCCGCCGAGGAGCACCGCACAAGGGAGUUCAGCUACUGUUGCACGUGGGCCGUGUAACUUUUGUGGAAAACCCAAUCAUACGGAGGACGACUGCUGGAGGAAGCAGAAUAAGUGUUUGCGGUGCGGAAGUGCGGAGCACCGGUUCGCCAACUGUCCGGUCCAGGCACGCGAGACGAGAGGAACUACCCCGGCGACAUCCAAGGCUACCUCAAGUCAAUCGAGGGUAGAUAGUACCAAACCAAAGGUACCUACACGGGUGUACUCCAUUGAACAACGGCCAGUUCCUGACUCUGCAGAGGUAGUGGAAGGUACGAUUCCUGUCUUCCACCGCCUAGCUAGAAUUUUGAUAGAUCCUGGAGCUACCCAUUCUUUUGUUAACCCCGAAUUUAUGUGUGGAAUUGAUAUAAAUCCUGUCACUCUCCCUUAUGAGUUGGAAGUUAGUACACCUACGGGGGACCAAAGCUUGAUUUCUAGUAAAAUGUAUACGAAUUGUGAGAUCUGGAUAGGUGAGCGGAAAUUAUUGGGGAAUUUGAUAAGUCUAGCCAUAAAGGGAUACGAUGUGAUAUUAGGCAUGGAUUGGCUGGCUCGGUACGAUGCACAGCUAGAUUGUAAGAGGAAAACUGUUGAAUUUCGCAUUCCUGGGGAGGCGACUUUGAGGUUAGAUGUGAGGGUAGUCUAG
Messenger RNA from Coffea arabica (coffee), 1164 nucleotides. The record is from RefSeq and is a predicted model, not a curated record. NCBI's taxonomy places the organism in Eukaryota, Viridiplantae, Streptophyta, Magnoliopsida, Gentianales, Rubiaceae.